AUGGUAUUCCAAUGGUGUACCCAUGAGACGCUAACUGCACAUAUGAAGCCCAUUUCAAGCCUUUCAUUCUCUUAUAAUGACAAUUUUCUAGCUUCUUCUUCUGCUGAUUCUUCGAUCAAGAUUUGGCAAUUGGACACCACAAACAAGAAACUUGAGACUUCAUUAAAGACUUCGUUAUAUGGACAUGAAGCAGGUGUAUCAGGAGCUUGUUGGUCACCGGAUUCACGACAUUUGGCGUCAGCUUCGGAUGAUCGAACGGCACGGCUUUGGGAUGUUGAAACAGCCAAGACACUUGCCACCUUGGGUGCAACACAUAAAAGUCUCGAUGCUGCUCUUACUACUCCAUUAGCACUACUCAAAGGAUCUUCUGCUACGUUAGGACUGGAUGAGGAGGCAAUGCAUGCUUCUUUGAUCGCGUCGGACCCGCCUGUUGAAUCACAUACGGCUUUUGUGAGCUGUGUGGCUUUUAAUCCGCAGGGAUCCUUAGUCGCUACAGGCUCACACGACGAGAACGUGAGGCUGUGGGAUGUACGCAGUGCUAGAACCGUCGCAGUCAUUGGUGCACAUCAAGAACCAGUAGUGAGCGUGGAGUUCCACCCGACAGACGGUUCGCUCUUGGUCACCGCUGGAUAUGAUGGCCUUGUACGUGUAUGGGAUGUGGCUUCUCGUCAGUGUAUGCGCUCUAUCAUCACAGAGCCGGCAGCGCCUGUAGGAAGUGCAAGGUUUACACCUAAUGGACGAUACGUGCUGAGUUCGACGCUUGACAGUACUUUGCGUUUGUGGGACUACAUGCGUGACAUCUGUGUCCGCUCGUACAAAGGCCAUGUCAACAGUAAAUUCAGCAUGCAAUGCGCUUUCUUAGAGCAACAAUGGAACAAGCAGCCUGUCGUUGCCUGUGGGUCGGAAGAUAAUCGCAUCUUCAUGUGGGAUGUUGGAACGCAAGAAAUGUGCUCGGUCUUGACCGGGCAUGACCAUCCUGUGCUUGCGCUUGCGGCCCAUCCAACACGUGCACUGAUGGUAUCUGGGUCGAACCGGGACAUUAAGAUGUGGAUCCCAACCAAUGACGCAGAUGCCAAUAGCAACACUGAUGGUCAGAGUAACAUUUCCUGA
Messenger RNA from Peronospora belbahrii, 1110 nucleotides. NCBI's taxonomy places the organism in Eukaryota, Oomycota, Peronosporomycetes, Peronosporales, Peronosporaceae. The record is from the annotation of a GenBank genome assembly.